Molecule: messenger RNA, 1503 nt
Organism: Talaromyces amestolkiae
Lineage: Eukaryota; Fungi; Ascomycota; Eurotiomycetes; Eurotiales; Trichocomaceae
Exons: 2
Coding region: 1-1503 (500 amino acids)
Biological process (GO): allantoate transport; transmembrane transport; tripeptide transport
Cellular component (GO): plasma membrane
Molecular function (GO): dipeptide transmembrane transporter activity; allantoate transmembrane transporter activity
Source: RefSeq, a predicted model, not a curated record
AUGCCGUCGCCACAGACAGAGACUGCCCUUGAGGGUGGCACUCCAAGCGAUGCAACGCGCAUCCGUCGCAUCGUCCGCAAAAUCGACUGGCGACUCAUCCCCCUUUUGUUCUUUACGUACAUGCUGAAUUUCAUGGAUAAGACUAUCUUGUCGAGCGCGUCUGUUUUCGGGUUAAUUGAUGAUACCCACCUCGUCGGCCAACAAUACAGCUGGGUCUCCAGCAUCUUCUACUUCGGCUACUUCUUCUGGGAAUACCCGACAAAUAUCCUCAUUGCGCGGCUACCAGUAGCCAAAUAUCUGGCAUAUACGACUUUCUUCUGGGGCGCCGUCGUCGCGCUGACGGCUGCAUGCGUGAAUUACGGCGGUUUGCUGGCUGUUCGGUUCUUGCUCGGUGUUGCCGAAGCCACUAUUACGCCUGCAUUCAUGUUCAUUACCACGACAUGGUAUACGCGCGACGAGAUUCCCGUGAGGACGGGAAUAUGGUUCUCCGGAAACUCUAUUGGCGGUCUUGUAGCCAGUUUGCUGGCAUAUGGAGUAGGACAUAUUGAGCAUCCGCUGCAUCCGUGGAUGUGGAUGUUCAUCAUUCUCGGCGUGUUGACGUUUCUUUGGGGGUUUGUGUUGCUUGCGUUUUUACCGGAUAGUAUCUCCAACGCCCGCUUCCUAGACGCAGAGGAGAAAGAAAUCAUCACCAAACGCGCUAUAAUAAAAGGCACAGGACGCACGGAACAAGUCUCCUGGCGCUGGGAUCAGACACGCGAGUGUCUCCUCGACCCCAAAACAUGGCACAUCUUCUGCAUCACGAUCCUGACCCAAAUCCCGAACGGAGGGACACAAAAUUUCGCCAAUCUGGUCAUCAAGUCGUUUGGUUUCACGUCGUUGCAAUCUACGCUCAUCAACAUACCCGCUAGCGUGGUCAGCGCGGCAUCGAUUGCGUUGACGGGUUGGUUGGCGGGACGAUACGCGCACCUCAAUAACAUUCUCAUAAUAGUCGUGGUCGCGCUGGCUGUCACGGGCAGCGCCAUAAUCUACUCGCGGGCUCACAUCCCGCACAAGGGCGCGCCUCUAUUCGGGUAUUUCCUUCUCGAAACGGGGCCUGCUAUUCUGCCCCUCGUAAUGUCGCUCGUACAGGCAAAUUAUAAGGGCGUCACAAAGAAGCAAACCAUGACGGCGAUGAUGUUCAUCGCUUACUGCGCGGGAAACAUUGCUGGACCGCAGUUUUUCAAGACGAAGGAGGCGCCGGUUUAUGCCACGGCAUUUAGGGCGAUUUUGAUUUGUUAUGUGCUUGCGGCUGUAUUAGCGGGGUCGUUGCGGUUUUAUUUGGCUUGGGUGAAUAAGAGGAGGGAUAGGGAGGAAGGUGUUGUUGUGGAGGAUACUGAAGGCGGGGAGAUGAGGGUGCAAGGAAAGGAUGUUGAUGCGGUUGUCGUUACGGAUGUUACGUUGCAGGCGGAGGAUUAUGAUGAUGUUACGGAUUGGAAUACUGUUGGGUUUAGAUAUCGUCUAUAA